Fomitopsis serialis is the source of this 642-nucleotide messenger RNA. RefSeq lists its product as uncharacterized. The record is from RefSeq and is a predicted model, not a curated record. The coding region runs from base 58 to 642 and encodes 194 amino acids. The transcript is spliced from 9 exons. Lineage: Eukaryota; Fungi; Basidiomycota; Agaricomycetes; Polyporales; Fomitopsidaceae.
CUGCUACCACCACCAUCCUCUUUUGGAAGCCAUAACAGCUCAAGCUCAAAUUCAAACAUGUCUAGCCCCAUCAGUGAAACCUUCAACACCAUUGAGGAGUCCCAGCCCAAUGAGGUAGAGGACAAGGGAAGCCCAAUGUCAAUGUCUGAUCAAGAAGCACAGGAAGUUGCUGCAAUUGAAGAAAGUUACGAAGUUAUCGCCAGCAGCUUUGGGGAACUUGCAGUCACUCCCUUGUAUGCUGACUCGCAGGCUGAUGACACUUAUGGUGAACUGCCUGCCAAUCAGGCUAGCCUCACAGCCGUAAAGGAGGCAGAAUUGUCAGACUCUGAGUCUGAGUCUGCCACACGCGUCGAAGUUAUGAAGGCCAGGAAAGAAGGAAAGAUGCGUGCUGCCAGUGUCCCAAGUGAUGAAGAGAGUGAGGCACAGAUGACUGAUGAUGAAGAGGAGAGCAGCACAGAGGAGAGCAGCGCAGAGGAGAGUGAGGCGCAGAUGACUGAUGAAGAGGGGAACAACGCCAACGAGAGCAGUGAGGAGGAGGAGGAGGAGGAGAACAUGAGUGACUCCAGUGAAGAUGUUGCACUGAUGAGCAAGGUAAAGAAAUCUGCUUCAGUGUCUGUGAGACUAACUUCUGUGCUUGACUAG